ACAAGAUGUCGACGGAAGAAAUGCGUGGAGCUCUUGCUUUGCAACAAGAAAUUGAAAAGGCAAAGUUUAGAUUAAAAGAUGUGAACGAAAACAUUAAGAAAAUCACAGGCAGAGAUCCUGAAGAACAAAGGGAUCGACAGUUUAGAGCGGGUAAUGAUGUUAGAGGUAGAGAAAGAAUUUUUAACAUGGCAAGGAGAACUAUGGGAGGAUCGGAUGGGCCCCCAGUUAAGAGAAGAAAUAUUGUAGGUGGAGCAUUCUCCAGACUGGGCCCCAGACCCCCAAGACAACGACAAGAGGACAGUGGCGAUGAUGAUGAAGAUCAGAAGCAUACUGUCCAGUCUUCAGUGGUAGCUACUUCUUUAGAAACCCGCACAAAAUCAUUAGAAAAACAAAGUAAAGACAGAGAAGGCAUGGCAAGAAAUAAGCGAAUGUUUGGCAUGAUAUUAGGAACUCUGCAGAGAUUCAAGACUGAGGCGAAAGAUAAUAAAGACAAGGAUGACCAUCGUCGAAAGCUUGAAAAGAAACUGGAUGAUAAAGCAGAAAAAGAAAAGUUGAGAGUUAAACAAGAGACACGCAAUCUAAUAGAUGAAAAACGACUAGAAAUGUCUAAAAUACGUAGAUUAGAACAGAAAAUGGAACUUGUGCAAGAGCAUGAAUCUAUAAAAUUUGAAAUGACCAAAUUAUCCAACUUCCUGUGCACAAAAGCUAAACCUGCCCUUUUCUACAUGCCUAAAAAACGGUUAGCUGUUGAUGAUGUCAAGCUAAAAGAUUCAGUCAUUUUUGUCAACAAAUUGAUUGAAGAAAAGAAAGCUAAAAUGGAGAGUGAAAUAGAAGAAAUAAUGCAUAGAGAGAAUGAAAGAGAAGAACGUAUACGUGCCCGUAUAGCGGAGAGAUCACAGAGAGAUAGUGGUGAUGAGGAAGAUGAUGAAGAGGAACAUCAUGAAGAUAUGGAUGAUCAUGAUGAUGAUCAAAAGGCUAUUGAUGCUCAUAAAGCAUCUUUUAGAGAAGAUAAAGAAAAUGUUAAGAAAGAACCAUUUUCUGAUAAUGAAUCUAAUACUCAUGGUGAGGGUUUUACUGUUUCAGGUAUCAAACAGGAAGAUCGGGAUAUUGAGAUGGGGGAGGUGGAAUGUACAGUGACAGAUGGAGGGGAAGGGGGACUUGGGGAGGAGGGACCUAAAGACCAAAAUACCAAACAAGUAGGUGACAGCGGGGCUGACAAUGGGGCAGGCAAUGAGGAAAAUAAAAUGGAAGCAGAAGAUGAAGGUCUUGAUGGAGGUAUGGUUAAUACAGUGGGUGGUGGUGCUCGUGCUAUAUCUGACAAAGACAAGGACAGUCGUAGGCAUUCAAAAAAUAAAACCGACGCUAACGAGACUGCUAAAAAAUCUGAUAGACGUAGUGACGACAAGGACAGACAUAGGACAAAAUCAGGACAUAAAGACAACAAGUACCGUUCCAGUCGAGACAGUAAAAAAAGUUCAAGUCACCGAGAUGAAAGACACAGACGAUCUGGGAGUCGUGAUCGCAAAGAUCGACACAAACAUUCAAAACGCUACAGUGAAGACAGACCUAAACGUUCUCGUCAUGAUAGUAACUCUGAUGAUGACAACGAUAAAUCCAAAGAUAAAACACCUAGUAAAGACAAAUCGGCUGUGAAAGAAAAAUCAAUCCCAAAUAUUGCACAAGAAGAAUCUAAACCGGUGGAAAGUAUGGAUAAAGAAAUUGAUGAAAAAGAUAGUAUGGUUGGUAUCCAAGACAUUUCAACAAUUGAACUUCCACCUUCAAAGCCGGUAUUAGAUGAAAAUAUCAAUGAAGACGAUCUUAUUAGGAUGAUAGUUACUGGUGAUGCGUCCACACAAAGUAGUAGUCGGUUUCAUCAAGGUAGACAAUCGCAAGAUAGUGCCGAAGAAAGGAAAAGAAAAAUAGUAAUGGCAGAAGAUGAAGAAGAAAUGGAUGAUCAACCAGCAGAUGAAUGAUUAUAUUAUUAUUGUUAGUGACUUGAAACAUUAUUUAAAUCCUGAUAAUAGAUAAUGGUGCGUUUGAUUCAAUGUCUACAUGGAUGUAGUUUGAAACAAAUUAGAACUUCAUUUAGUUAUGUUCGAAAACGCUAAAUUUGAAUUAUUUUAUGGUAUAACUAUAAGGUUAAAGACAUUGUAUAUUGUUACAUAUAUGCUACUGAUUUUGUACGCCAACUUCUUGAAUGCCCACAUGCCCACAUUACUUGUAAGUGGAAAUAACUCUUUCAAAUAGCAAAUUACUUGUUCCUCUCUUUGAAAACUUCUAGGAUAACACUCAGGUAAGUAUGCUUUUUUUAAAUGAAUAAUUUUUUAAAACUAAUGUAGGUAUUAUUACUUUUUUUUUAUUUUAAGUUAAUUGUUUUAUAUGCAAUAUAAGACUAGACCUCUUUGAUCAGGGUAAAUUGAUAUGAUUUAAAUUUGUGUCGAUUUGUAUUACAAAGUGGAUAUCUGUUUACAUUUUAAAGUUUAGAUCCACAGAUAGAGCCAGUGUUAAAAUAUAACAGGUUAUGUGAUCCACUGUUGACAGUUUGAACCAAAAUCUAAUCGUAAAUAUUUGAAGCAAACUGAUUUCCACUUAUUAUUUUGAAAUGAAAAUCUAAUUGUAUAUAUCUUGUCCCAUUACUAAUAAAAAUAUCACAUCAGACCUACCCAAUUCAACACUUUACUUGUGUCAUAAAUUAAAGAGGUUUAGCUCCAUUAAGUAAUUAUACAGAGUUAGUAGAACUCGGGGGUGAUUCAUUUUGCAACAAAUCUAAAUCUGAGAUUUUUCCAGAUUCAGAAUCUUUUGUAAUGAUUCAGAGCAUGGAAAUUAACAUGCUGUGUGAAUUCUCUAGCUUCAGAAACAUAACCAGUGAAAUUAAAAUCAUGAAAAUUUGAAUUCAGAUUAACUUCAUUCAAACAUUCAUAAAUUGUUGAAUUUAAUUAAUUUUUUCACAGAUAAAUGGGAUGGUUCUGUAUGUGAUAGGCCAAUCUUACAUGGAUCAUCAGCUGAACAUUCAGCCGAUAUUCCAGAGUGAAAUGACUAAUUUAAAAAGAAAAAAUAACAGUAUAAUUUCAAUUUCAACUGACUAAGACUGGUCACAGUUUAUAGCUUUUGUCAAAAAUGAAUGCUUACUGUCGGCAGAUGGUCUGCUGUAGAUCUGCUAAUCAUGUACAGAACAUGACAUGUAGAAUGUGGAUGUACAUGUACUAUACAUUAAUCAAAUAAAUUGCACUUAUCUGAGGAGGGGGGGGGGUACAAAACAACAUGGUUAAUACAGCCCAAUACGCAGAUGAAUAUUUUAACGAUAUGUUGUGUUGCAAACAAUGUCUCGGGCGGAUUAAGUAGGCUACUCUGUAAUUGCUACAGACAAUUUUUCUGUUCAUUAGCAAUGACAUUAAUCCACCUUAAAUUGUUUCAGAAUGGAAAAUAUUAAUUUUUGUACAAUUGGCUUCACUAAUUGCUAGGUGGAUCAAUUAAUAUAAGCAUUGUAUGAAUUUACUUUCUCUUAUGCAGAUUUUUUUUUGUAAUAUAAUUUAAUUUGCAUAAUCUACAAAAUAAUGAAAAGUUUGCAAUAUUUCUCUAUUACCAUUCUCGAAUCUAGAAAAUCAUAAAAGUAAAUCAUUUACUGUAUGUAAAAUAUUAGAUUGUAUAAUAGCAUUAUUUCAUUUGAUUUUUAGUUAUUUAAAUUUCAAACGUACACAUCAUAGAAUAAAAGAAUUUAAAACAUUA
This is a messenger RNA of Patella vulgata (common limpet), 3726 nucleotides long. RefSeq names its product pinin. Bases 6 to 1973 code for a protein of 655 amino acids. Lineage: Eukaryota; Metazoa; Mollusca; Gastropoda; Patellidae. Gene Ontology annotation, cellular component: catalytic step 2 spliceosome. The transcript has 9 exons. The record is from RefSeq and is a predicted model, not a curated record.